UCUCUUCAAACCCUAAAAAUCUAAGCUUUCAUAAUCCAAAUCCUUUCAUCAAGUGGCAGAUUCAAUUAACAAUCUCUGGCAUCCAAAAGUUACAUUCAAUUAUGAGAUACAAAAAGGGUUGCAAAGUGGAGGUUAGGAGUGAUAAGAGUAUGCUAAUUUCAUGGCAAUGUGCUGAAUUCAUCUCUGGUAGUGACCACAGUUGCCUUGUGAAGUUUGAAUCGAAAAAAGAGGAGGCUGUUUUAGAGAGAGUGUCUUGGAAUGCUAUCAGACCUUGUCCUCCCCCCUCAUCAGUUGAAGAUAUUCGAUUUGUUGCUGGCGAUGUUUUGGAGGUUUUCGAUCAUGGUUCUUGGUUGACUGCAGUCGUUCUGAAAGUUUUGAAUAAGGGUUGUUAUUCAGUGAGACUGCUUGGAUCUUCCAAGGAAUUGAAAAUACAUAAGUCGAGAAUUAGGGUUCGAUUAUCAUGGCAACACGAAAAAUGGUUUAGUGUUGGACAGGGUUCUAGACGAAAUCAACAUUUCAAACCUAACGGUGUUCGUAACAUAUUAAAGUUUAAGCUGAAGCAGAUCAAGAAAGAUUUUAUUCCUUUUGAAGAUAAUGAGAGGUUUCGAAGAAAGGUAGAUGAUGGUGUUUUAUACCCAAAAGAAAAACAGGGUGAAAAAGGGGGCCAUGCUUUUUGCCGGCUUCCAUUGGCUGCCAAUUGGUAUAUUCCAGUUUUUACUUCCUCUUUUUGUUCUUUUAUAAGAAUCUCAUUUCCAGGCGUUUUUGCUAACUUUGAAUUGAUGACAGGAAGAUGUGAGGAUUUCUCAUGCAAGGUUUUUUGUUCUUACGUAUCACAAUCUUUUAUUAUUAUGGUAGCUGAAAUGACAAGGCUCUUGCCUAAGAGACCAAAUGUCUCGUGUUCGAUUUCCACUAAGAACGCUUUAUUACAUCCUAAAAUAAAAUAAAAAAUCCUUUAUAAUUAUCUUAAUCAUAAUCUAAUAUAAUGAGAAUUUUCAUCGAUGAACAUUCAUCUGAGUUGGAUUUUGCUUCCUACUGUUGUAUAUGUCUAUAUUGCAAAGUCUGAUUUUUGUAUAAAUGAGAGAACUUAUUGUUGUUUUAACCUAACUUUUAACUACGGCAAAUACUUCUUAAUAAUCAAAAUCACGGGAAAAUAUAUUUGUGUAGAUACAAUAACAUUUCAAAAUUACAAGUUCUUUUUCCUUAAUUCAACCAUUCACUAUAUAUUGUAUUUUGAAUAACAACUCUUGAUUUAGAUUUUUAUCGCAUUUACCUAUGUUAUUAGGACAUUUCCUUUACAUAUGUUAUUAGGCCAUCUCAUAGUAGUUGAAAACACCGGUACAAAAAAUCAGAAAUUUUGGAUUACAUGAAAGUUUAGGGAACAAAAUACCUUUCGUCUCUUAUUAUUAUCGUCUAGAUGUUCUUAGCUGAUGUUUCUGUUUAUGAUAAAUUGAAAUUUGAUCUCUUUAUCAGAUCCUUGAGAUGAUUUUCUAACUGGGUGAAAUACUUUUGGAUUAAAAUAUACUUUGAGAGACAUGGUGAUUGAGAUAAAUUGAAUAGUUAAAUGAGUGAAUUGAUUUCAACGGAAUUAAAUGAUUUGAAAUGUUAUAUGAAAUGGUUUAUGCUCCUGAUUAAAAGGAGACAAUAGUAAUGAAGUGAAGUUUGAGAAAGAGCUCUGUUGAUGUUGAAAACUAGCUUGUUGAUCUUGAUGGUUGGAAUUUUAAGUAGAUGUGAUUUUGAAAGAAACAGUUUGAUUAUUGCAGAAUUUGCUUUCAAUUUGAUUGUAUUGUUAGAAACAGUUUUGAUUAUGAUUUGAUUAUGAGAAACAUAUAUUCCUUGUUUGAUCUAAGGUUAUUUGAAUAACCAAGUUGUUAUUUUCAAAUAAACCUUGUUUGACCUUAAAAAGGACAUUUAAGGUAUCCAUAUAUAAGUCUGAUUGUUGAUUGGAUCGUAGGUUAUUUAGAAUUAAGCCAAACAAAGACAAGUUAUACUUUUUUCUUCAUUGAAACUAUAAUUCUAGUGAUUUAUUCUAACAUAAACAGAUUUAUCUCUUCUCUUCGAU
Molecule: messenger RNA, 2059 nt
Organism: Impatiens glandulifera
Lineage: Eukaryota; Viridiplantae; Streptophyta; Magnoliopsida; Ericales; Balsaminaceae
Exons: 4
Coding region: 102-944 (280 amino acids)
Source: RefSeq, a predicted model, not a curated record